Molecule: messenger RNA, 846 nt
Organism: Nestor notabilis (Kea)
Lineage: Eukaryota; Metazoa; Chordata; Aves; Psittaciformes; Psittacidae
Gene: WDR18
Product: WD repeat domain 18
Exons: 7
Biological process (GO): rRNA processing; DNA-templated DNA replication
Cellular component (GO): nuclear pre-replicative complex
Molecular function (GO): protein binding
Source: RefSeq, a predicted model, not a curated record
GUCUCCAACGGGAACCUCUUAGCCAUCAUGAACCGACACUACCAGGCUCUCACAUGCCUCGGCUUUACUGACGACAGCAGCCACUUUCUCUCAGGGGCAAAGGACUGUCUGGCCCUGGUGUGGAACCUGUACAGCGUGCUGCAGGCAGAGCCCUCCCAGAUCCCCGACCCACGCCACGUGUGGUCCCGACACAGCCUCCCCAUCACAGACUUGUGCUGUGGUUUUGGGGGGCCCUUGGCACGAGCUGCCACAGCCUCCCUGGACCAGACAGCGAAGCUCUGGGAAGUCUCAUCUGGGGAGCUCCUGCUUUCUGUCCUCUUCGAUGUGGGCAUCAUGGCUGUGACUCUGGAUCUCUCCGAGUACCACAUGUUCUGCGGUGGCAUGGAUGGAUCCAUCUUCCAGGUUGACCUCUGCGCCUGGCCAGUCCAGAGAGACCGGAGCUUCCAGACAGAGCGGGAGAAUGGGAAGGUCUUCAAAGGGCACAGGAACCAGGUGACGUGUCUGUCGGUGUCCACGGAUGGCAGCCUCCUGCUUUCCGGCUCGCACGAUGAAACAGUCCGGCUGUGGGACAUCCAGAGCAAGCAGUGCCUGAAGACAAUGAAUCACAAAGGUCCGGUUACAAACGCCUUCAUCGUGCUGGCCCCAGCCAACAUGCUCAACCCCGACGGGAAGCCCAACGCGCCCCUGCCCCGCUUCAGCAAACACCUCCACGGUACCGAGAGCAGCGACGAGCAGGGCAGCGAGGGGGUGACGCUGCGCCUGGGCCUCCACCAGCAGGAGGCUGGAGAGAGCUACCUGGAGAAGGCCAGGAAGACCUACUCGCAGAUGUACUCGACAAGGGAAAAG